GCCUGUGCGCACUUGAAAUUUAUAAAAUUUACGUAAAAAUGGAAUACACCAGCAAAACACAGAUCUACCAGAAGGUGAAAAAACCGCUGCUGGAGCGUCAGCGCCGAGCACGCAUCAACAAGUGCCUGGACACGCUUAAGACACUUGUCGCCGAGCUGCGCGGCGAUGAUGGCAUUCUGCGCAUGGAUAAGGCCGAGAUGCUUGAAUCCGCUGUGGUAUUCAUGCGCCAGCAAAAGAUGGGCAAAUCAGAAACAACAACACCAGCGUCACCAGCGAUGCCAUUAGAGAGCUUCCGAAACGGCUACAUGAAUGCAGUCAAUGAGGUGUCACGUGUUAUGGCAUCCACACCUGGCAUGAGCGUGGACCUUGGCAAAUCGGUAAUGACGCAUCUGGGCCGCGUCUACAAGAAUCUACAGCAGUUUCAUGAGGCGCAAACAAUGUCCGAAUCGGAGGCGACAACCGAACUGAGUAUGAACUGCAACUCCGCGCCGCUCAGCCCCGCCUCAUCAGGCUAUCACAGUGAUUGCGAGAGUCCUGCACCAUCGCCGAUGCCAGUGGAGGGCGAGAAACUGUGGCGCCCCUGGUAA
Drosophila montana is the source of this 587-nucleotide messenger RNA. It is a transcript of the gene E(spl)m8-HLH, whose product is annotated as Enhancer of split m8, helix-loop-helix. Gene Ontology annotation, molecular function: RNA polymerase II cis-regulatory region sequence-specific DNA binding; protein dimerization activity; DNA-binding transcription factor activity, RNA polymerase II-specific. Lineage: Eukaryota; Metazoa; Arthropoda; Insecta; Diptera; Drosophilidae. The record is from RefSeq and is a predicted model, not a curated record. The coding region runs from base 39 to 587 and encodes 182 amino acids. The transcript has a single exon. Gene Ontology annotation, biological process: anterior/posterior pattern specification; regulation of transcription by RNA polymerase II; regulation of neurogenesis. Gene Ontology annotation, cellular component: nucleus.